Messenger RNA from Danio aesculapii, 5795 nucleotides. Its product is annotated as gastrula zinc finger protein XlCGF52.1. The transcript has 3 exons. The coding region runs from base 109 to 1347 and encodes 412 amino acids. The record is from RefSeq and is a predicted model, not a curated record. Lineage: Eukaryota; Metazoa; Chordata; Actinopteri; Cypriniformes; Danionidae.
UGUUGAUGUGCGCGUGCCCUAGCGUCCGCAGCUGUAUCCCCUCUAGACUUUGAUUCGACUGAAGAAAGACAGAAAACCUCCUGCUGAUGUGACUGAGCAAAUAUAAAGAUGGCAUUUAUUAAAGAGGAGAGUGAAGACAUGAAGACUGAAGAAACAUUCCAGACUCGAGUCAAACAGGAAGAUCCUGAGGAGCAAACAGAUCUGAUACCUUGGAAAGAGGAGAUUCAAAAACCGAAUGAAUUCAAGCAAGAGAGAUAUCUGGAUGAAGAACAUUUGAUGUCUGGUGAAGAAUUGUUUAGUUCACAGUCUAAAAACGCCCCACAGAAAGGAGAGCAUCAUACAGUAAAUGCAAGACAUUUCACCUGCCAACAGUGUGGAAAAAGUUUCUCUACAAAACAAAAACUUGGAGUUCACAUGAAAGUUCACACUGAAGAGAAAUCGUUCACCUGCCAAGAGUGUGGAAAAGGCUUUAAUCGGACAGGCAAGCUCAAAAACCACAUGAGAGUUCACACCGGAGAGAAACCAUACACUUGCCCUCAGUGUGGAAAAGCUUUUAAACAUAAACUAACACUCAAUGACCACAUGAAGGUUCACACUGGAGAGAAACCCUUUGCCUGCCAAGAGUGUGGAAAAAGCUUUAUUAAGAAAGACCACCUUAACAGCCACAUGAGAAUCCAUACGGGUGAGAGACCUUAUAUUUGCUCUCAUUGUGGAAAGUGUUUUAAACAUAAACCAUCAAUAAAUGUCCACUUGAGAAUUCACACUGGAGAGAAUCCACAUGCAUGCAAUCAGUGUGGAAAGAGCUUCAGGCGUAAAGAAGAACUUGAGCGGCACAGGAGGGUUCAUUCAAAAGAGAACCGUUUUAUAUGUCGUCAUUGUGAGAUGAGUUUCCCAGACAGCAGUCAGCUUAAAGAUCAUGUAAGAACUCACAUUGGGCAGAAGCCCUACAUGUGCCUUGAGUGUGGAAGAUCUUGCUCAACGAAAACAAACCUCACAGUUCACAUGAAGGUUCACACUGGAGGGAAGAUCUUUACAUGUGGUCAGUGUGGAGAAAGCUUUGGACGCAAGACAAGCCUUAAACGCCACACGAGGGUUCACUCAACAGAAAGCUGUUUUAUAUGCCAUCAGUGUGGCAUGAGUUUCCCAGACAGCAUUCAGCUUAAAGAUCAUGUAAAAACUCACAUCGGACAGAAACCUUUUAUGUGUCAUGAAUGUGGAAGGUCUUGCUCAACAAAAACAAACCUCAAGGUUCACAUGAGGAGUCACUCUGGAGAGAAGACUUCACCUGCCGACAGUGUGGAAAGAGUUGUAGUGAAAAUAGAAGGUUUAGAAAAGGAGUCACACUGAAAAAACCUUACAUGUGUCAUCUGUGUGAAGAGUUUCGCAUUAGACUCCACCAAUAUUGGGAUAAACUUGGUUUUGACCAUAUUUGGAAAGGUCGUGAAUAUCAAUGAGCUCUGCUUUGAUGCUCUGCAACUCUUCAGUGCCUUCUGUGUCUCCAAUGGCCUGUUUUUCACUGAGCGGUACAAUUUCGUACAGUAUGGUACACAUCUAUGUCUGUUUCCACUGUCAAAGGUACCAAAACAAAGAUAAUUUUCAAAAAAGAUAUUUGCACCUUUUUGCUAAGGGUACUAAACACAACCGAAUGAUACCAAAGUGGUGGAGCUAGACUUGCAGCUUAACACUAUUGGUUUACACAAAAUUGUCACCAGGGUGUGCAACCAGGAAGUGGCAUUUUUAAAUACACAGCCUGACACAGUAAUAACCACAGAGGCUGGGUAUGUUACACACAUGCACACUUCUUUAUUCCUCAAUUAAUUAAUUAGUAGGGACAGUAGUAGUGAAUAAAAGGACUUAAGUGUCAACGAAACUUUGGCACGGUGAGGUGCAUGCUGGAGGGUUUACCCAAAACAUGUAAUUAUUUCCUUUUCAAUGAUUGACGGAAACUGUUUGGCACGAGCUACAUUUGGGCUGGUGCGCUUGUGGCUGCAGCUGAAGUGAUUGGCACUGUGGCUUUAGUGAUCACCUCUGAAAUCAGCUGCAACUCUAAGGAGUUUUUGGGUGAAAGGGGGCAUUUCACCUGGCAAGUCAAAGGCAAUCUUUCAGGCUGUAUCAGCAAUGACCACUGAUGAGUGGUGUUCACAUCGGUAACAGAAAUAGUUGUAUGAAAACUGCCUGAGAGCACUAAAGUGGUAGAAUGCUUUUCUCAAGGAGCCGUGUGCCGUAGUAGUCCCAGAAUGAGAGGGCACAACAUGCUACCAACAGAAAUGUGAUUCUGCAAAGAAAACAGAAUGUGCCUAUAAACAUAUAUAUUGUUUAUUUUUUUAUGUAAAACAGUUAGUAUGCAUACUUACCGAAAGGCUAUUUGUGAGAAGAGAAAGUGGGAUGGAAAGAGAGACCUUGUUGUUGUAAUUAUGGAAUCCUGAAUUGUAGUCCUGAAAGCAAAUUACAUUUCUGCAGACUGGGCAUGCAUUGGCAUAAACAGGAAUACCUAGACGAAAACAUAUCAAAACAAAUUUAUUGUCAUACAAAAAAUACAUAGAUAUUGUAUACUGUAUAUACAACAUAGAUAUAUUUAAUAAUGAAGAAAUCCUAAAAAUCCCAUAAACUGUUGCUUGUGUUGCAACAACAGAAACAUUGCUAAGGUCAGGAGGACAUUGCCCUGGGCAGUAUGGACAGGUUGUUUCUGUUGGCACAAUGAUUUCUGGUAUGGACUUUCCUGAUUUUGGUUACUUCAAGUGGACGGUCUUCUGGUAUUCUUUGGCAAUUCUACAAGUAAUUAGUUAUUGUGAUCACACUACUAUGUGAACAGCCUAAGUGCUCAUCCAUACUGACAUUUCCAUUGAUGCACUACUCAAUAUCCCCUGGUGCAGUUUUGGUCAAAUAAGGAUGCUCCUGAAAGAGCCACCACAUAGACAUAUAUAUGUUGACAUAACUGACUCUGUUCUUUAAACCAAUGCACUUGCAGGACCAUGUACCCAAUUUUGUGUCAAAUGUGGAAACUGUCCUUCCAAGCUUUAUCCAGGUGUCCUCCCCAAUGUACACAGAGGACUAUCCAUAUCUCUGUGACAGAUUGUGUUUCCAAAGAAACACUGCCCACUUCAUGUGAACAAGCAUGUUGGUUUUCAUACAUUUCUCUUGCCUGGACUUAGAGAUGAGUCCUUCUUCAACCAUCUCCUUUACUGGUUUCUUUUUUAAGUGCUGCUGGUGGAAUAUAUGCACUUGCUUGCUUUGUCCACUUUAAGUGGUGGCAUUCUUUACCUGGGUUUCCACUUUCAGCAGCUAUGGCCAUAAAGUCUCUGCAUUCUUCCACUUCACAAAUCACACAGCUGUGAGGUUAAUGUCUUUUGUACAUGAAUUGGCUAUCUGAUACCAUGGGAAUGCUUUAUUUCUAUUUUUGGGGGGUCAAUGCACAGCAUUGGAUCUUUCCCGGCAUGCUGCUCCAUUUUAUGUCGGUUCAGGUUUGAGUUUGUGCUAAAUGUCAUUCAUCCGUUCAUAUAUUUCUGCGUUUCUGGGGGCGGGUCGCAGAGGCAGCAGUCUCAGGAGAGAACCCCAGAACUUCCCUCCCCCCAAAUACUUCUUCUGGGAGAAUUCUGAGGAGUUCCCAUGCCAGCUGAGAGACAGACCCUCUAGCAUGUCCUGGGUCUUUCCAGAGGCCUCCUUCUGAUGGGACAUGCCUGGAACACUUCCCUAAGUAGGCGUCCAGGAUGGCUGAGCCACCUCAGCUAGCUUUCUCCCUAUGUGCUAAAUGUGAUACCACAUAUGCUAUAUGGGGAAUCUGCAGACUUGGAUCCAGGCAGUUUUACGGCCCUGUUGUUUUUGAUGUGUCCAGUAGGGGGAUGACAUGCUUCAACACUAUUAAAUAUCCUAUUCACAGAUAUAGUUUUUAACACUAAGUUAAUGUAUCAGAAAGUAAGCUUAAAUAUACACACCUGAUACACUCGCCAUAUUAUUUCAGAUAUACAAAAGCCCAACUGCAGAUUCAUUUAAUUAGAAAAAAUUUUGAGAGAGUGCAUAAAUGUAUGAGUGGUACUUGUGCAAGAGGGGCAGUGAAGUGCGCACGAUCAGAAAGAACUGAAGUUUGUGCCAAGACUGGCCCUUAUAAGUGGCAGCUCCCAUAUGGUCUAGUGGUCAGGAUUCCUGGUUUUCACCCAGACCUGGGUUCGACUCACGAUAUUGGAAGGCUUGAGCAUUUUUGCUUCUGCCCUUUUUGGCCAGCAGUCGGACUGCAGCAACCUUAAGGGGGUGGGCUUUGGGGUUGUGUGCAUGGGCUUUUCAGAACUGUGGACAAGUAAAAGAAAACUGAUUCAAUUUGCUCAUCACCUUCAAUGUACAGUGGCACAGGCUUUUUAUCGACAGAAUGUUUAGAAUAAGUGGCAAGCCACUUUCAUUUCUUUUGCCCUCUGAUGAUGGACUGUGUAGACCAGGGGUGCCCAGACUCGGUCCUGGAGGGCCAUUGUUCUGCAUAGUUUAGUUCUAACUUCCUUCGACAGACCUGCUUGGAAGUUUCUAGUACACCUAGAAAGAGCUUGAUUAGCUGGUUCAGGUGUGUCUAAUUGGGGUUGGAACUAAACUUUGCAGGACACCGACCCUCCAGGUCCGAGUUUGACCACCCCUGGUGUAGACAAAAUAGAUGCUUGAUGCAUGUACUUGAAUGUGAUACCUGUUCCUUUUGGUGCCACAUUGUUGUCCACCAGUGCCUGGUUUGAAGACGUCUGGUCACUCAUGGCAUCAUGUUGUGGCAAGUCACUGGUUAGACCAGGAAGAGCCCAGCAAAGUGGCUGAAGUGUCCCUUUACAGAGGGACCUUGCCUCCUUGGUCCAGUGGGCAAACCUUUUUCCAUGCCUUUUAGAAAGAAAGAGAAACAAAAUCAUAUUUGUUGGCCACCAAUAUGGCAAGUAAGUAAUGUUUGUAAGUAUUGCCAUGUUGGACUUUUAAGGUAAAACAAUGACAUGGCAUGAGCGAUUACUUAUGGCUAUGCAGAUGGAUUGCUUAAGUUAGGGGUGUCCAAACUUGGUCCUUGAGGGCCGGCGUCUUGCAGAUUUUAGCUCCAACUUGCUUCAACGUACCUGCAAGGAUGUUUCUAGAAUGGCUAGUAAGAGCUUGAUUAGCUAGCCCAGGUGUGUCUGAUUGGGGUUGGAACUAAACUUUGCAAGACACCGGCCCUCCAGGACCGAGUCUGGACAUGCCUGGCUUAAGUUCUCAGUUUAGUCAUUAAUUUUUGUUAGUGACAAACUUCAAGAGUGAAAUGUCACACUGAGAUGUGCAGAACAUUCACAGUUUACAUUCCCAUCUAUCUAGGGUUACCACUUUUACAAAAAAAUAAGGGACGUAUACUGCAGCGGGGGACUAGACCACAGUGAUCACAGGCCCAAUAGCAUGCCAGUGGUGGUAAAUCACAACUUAAAAUAUGUUUUCAGGAAAGUAUGAACACUUGGACAUUAAAAUAAACUGUCUUCUAUUGAAAUCUGUGUAAACAGAUGCAGUCAGUGCCUCUUACUACUAGUUUUUUUCUUUUUGUAAACAGUAUGUUGUUUAUUAAUGUAUUAAAUGUAAUGUUUCAUGUAAUAAAUCAAUGCUUAUGUGCCUGACUUAACCUUAACAAACAAAUCAUUAUAUUGCAUUGGAAUGUGAUCCACUUACGUUGUAUUUACAGAAUUUUUACAAGUUACAAUUUGUGACCCAGUGUGUGAAAACCAGGCCAGAUAUAGAGUUUGAUUUUAGCCAUUCAUUUCACUGUGAUUUCAGUUGUUGACAUGGUUUUUCUCGGUUCAUAUUAAAUACAUAUGUUUUUA